Molecule: messenger RNA, 3024 nt
Organism: Exophiala dermatitidis NIH/UT8656
Lineage: Eukaryota; Fungi; Ascomycota; Eurotiomycetes; Chaetothyriales; Herpotrichiellaceae
Product: adenosinetriphosphatase
Exons: 1
Coding region: 190-1002 (270 amino acids)
Biological process (GO): cytoplasmic microtubule organization
Cellular component (GO): cytoplasm; microtubule plus-end; nucleus
Molecular function (GO): microtubule plus-end binding
Source: RefSeq, a predicted model, not a curated record
GCGUACGACUAGUAGCACUAGUAACAACAUUACAGUAUAUGUGGUUACCCAAUUGUCCACUACUGCCAGUGGCAUCGCAAACAUUGAAGGAUUGUACUCCCUUAAAGACCACGCAGCCGUCUUUGCUUUUCUGUUUCCACCUACUCGUGCUGGUUUGUUAGCAAGUUUCCCUAGAGCACGAUAGUCAAAAUGUCGGCGUCAGCACCGGCGGACAUCGCUGUGCAAAUCAUUGUGCCCAACGACACCAACCCUACUGCCGCUCCUCUACUGGCUGCUGAGCGCCGCAUCACUCCCUCGUGGACGGUCGAACAGUUGAAGGCGAAACUCGAGCCCGUCACGGGAAUACCGACGAGUUCGCAGACACUGCGGACCAGAAGGGCGGAUGGGUCGUGGAUCACGUUGGCCGAGGACUCGUCCCUUGUCGGCGACCCAAGGUACGGCCUACGGCGGGGCUCGGAGAUCGAAGUCCUCGACAGUCGGCCACCGAACGUGCGCCAGACGUUCAACUUCUCGGACCUGUCGUCGGUCGAGAAAUACCAAAUGCCCGAAUCGCAGUACGAGAAACUAGAGGACAGCGUGCUUGCCUGGAAACGGAAGCAGAAACUAGGCCGGUUCAACCCCAACCUCAAAUCCCCUGAAGAACAGGCGGAAGAGCGGCGAAGGCACGAUCAAGCCGAGAUCACGGCGCGUGGCAUCAAGGAAGGAUUAAGGUGUAGGGUAAGCCACGACGACGGACGGAGAGGGGUGGUCAGAUUCGUCGGCGAGAUUCCCGGGCUGGGAGGUAUCAAGGAGGCCGGCUGUGUCUGGGUCGGCGUCGAGCUGGACGAACCGGUCGGGCGGAACGACGGCAGUGUGAAAGUUGAAGCAGAGGAUAGAACGCAGACGACCAAACGAAUAUUCCAAUGUGGCGACAAGUUUGGUGUCUUUUCCAGGCCCGAGAAGGUCGAGGUCGGAGACUUCCCGCCUCUAGAUGAUCUGGAUGAGGAUAUGGAGGAGAUAUGAAGAAUACGCCGGUGGUACACGGUGUUAUCAUUUACAGUCAGAGCCAUGAUUGCAACUUGUUGCAACUUUGAACACUGCACCAUAGCAACUGCUGGCUCUGCUCGUGUCCAAGUGCCGAAGAAAAGAAAUCAUCUGUCGACCAGCACUCCUGGACGGUCAUUCCAGGAUUGCAUUGUUUAAUGCCUCCAUCCUGCAACCAUCUGAAGCGCCCCGGGAGCGACGAGAGCGACCAAAUCUCUUCUUUUUCUUUUCGUCCCAUGGGCAGUACGACCUGCUUCGUCAAUAUUGCGUCAAGCUGUCGAUAUUACGUUAGAUGCUCAUUCCAGCCACAAGCUUUGUAGGGGGCCCAACGGCAUUCUGCUGGAUUCUCCGGUAAAUGACAGACAGGCAAACAACGGAUGAUCGCAAGAGCGAGAUCAUGACAUUCAUCUGUUCGACUUCGGUCCACACGUACUCAUCUGUAGUACUGAAUCCGCAAUCUCACAAGCUAGACAACCAAAACCGUCAUACGACAUAUUUACAAAAGCGGACUUGAUCCGACAUGCCCAUUCAUUAUCAUUAUGAUCAUCAUGAUAAUGGGUCGGAGCCCAUAUCACCAAACAAACCAUGCAACCGGGUCUGUCCAAGUAUCAAUUCCGCAGGCAUUGUGGUCCCCAAGUCACUCAAGAUCCUUCCUCCUGGAAUGAGGUCUCACACCCUUGGCUGAAGAAAAUACGCGCCGUCUUGUCAAGUUCGUUUGCAAUCGAGUACUGGUUACCUGUGGUUCCGAGUCAACUCUAUCUCUUGCCAUGGCGGACAAGUCUCACUCCGAACAAAGACUUACCUCUUGGAACCUGCCAAAAUCCCCCUUUGCCAAUACUGAACCGGCUCAUACUUCCAGAUGCUUCACCAUCGACCGGGCCUACCGUGACCGUGACUCGUCCUUUGACAACAAAGAAACUCAUGUGCAUUCUUCGGCUGUUCUUCGGCCGCUUGACUCCGCCAGGAGGCAACUCCACCAGUCCCGUACCAAAAAAGUUGGUGCUGAGCAAUUUGGCAUAUCUAAAAGUCGGCCCUUCGUGCAGACUGGAGCCUUUGACAUCGCGGACCUUGAUGGCUCCAGGCGCAUGCGCAAUUUCCACCUCCUCUUCUUCUUCCAGAGGAGCUUGCUCGUCUUGAUCCCAUACCGAGACAAGGCCACGUAAGGUGCCCGUCUCUGUUUCCCAGGGUUCGGCAUGGGGAUCAUGGGCUGGGUCUUCGUCCAUUUCCGUGUCCGAAUCCGAUAUCUCUGAGGCCUCUGCCGUAGGUUGGCGGCUUGCGGCUUUUCGGCCGGUCUUCUUUGUCUUCCUCUUGCCUUGCUUCUUUUUCAUGGCCAUGUCCAAUUCCUCAGUCCGGACAAUCUCUUUGAUACUGUUCAGAGGGAAUCGGGCAUUUUCAUCCAAGCUGGCAUGGUUAGGGCUACCGCCGUAAACACAUCUCUCAUUUCGCCAGUAUGCCAAUGGCUUGAUGCUUACACGGCCGCUUCUCGUGUGCGUCACGGUAUCGUCGGCAGGCGUUUCUCGGCGGAGAAUGUACAAUGAUCUCGGAGGGUCUGGUCGCGCCCUCACCUUGGCAAUGACUUCAUCGAGUUCCUGCUGUUGACGAGAAGACAUCCCAACGUCUGGGUUGCCGGGCUUUGGCGGUGGCUUUGCUUUUGCUUUCGACGAGGGUAGCUUGCUCUUGGACGUUUCCCUCUCCUUUCGCUUCUCUGAAGCAGGGGGCCUUCCCCCCCUGCGUUUCUUAGUCGUGGUAGGCGAGGGCUGAGGUCCGUCGAUAACAUCUGACUUUCUCUUUCUCCUAGAAUUCGCCUGAUUUUGUAUUGAUGGAGGUUCAGAUCGUUCUGGUUCAAAUGUUUGGUUGGCCUCCUGAUCAUCAGUUUCGUCCAAUGCAGUACCAAGCCCUGCAGACUGUUCAUUGCUUUCGUUUUCCGUGGCUUCGUCGUGGCCGUCAUCGUGAUAGUCGUCAUCCCCAAAUGGGGCCACAAAAUCCUGAAUUUCAUGCGCA